CGGAAAUGAGAUUUCCCUCCACUGAAAUCUAACAAGUGUAGAACAACUAAUAUGAAACUCAUUAUUGAAGCGGUCAAGAAUUAAUUAUUAGAAACGAUGUUUUUGUUGAUUACAAAAUUUCUACUAUUCAAUAUCCUCAUCAUCACCGCAUCUAAUGCAGGAGAUGCCCCUGUGGUGGCUUCGUUCUCUUUUCCAUCUGCUCUCAAAGAAGGAGAACUUGGAAGUGCAAUUUGUACAAUUCGAUCAGGUGAUAGACCUUUAGAAUUUCAAUGGUUGAAAAAUGGCGAAAAAAUCAUUCCAAACGAUAAUAUCGAUAUACAAUCCGUAAGAGACACGUCUUCAAUUCUGACCAUCGAAUCGGUCAGUUCUCAGAGCUCAGGAAAUUAUACAUGUAUAGUCAAAAAUUCAUUUGGAUCUGACAGGUACACAGCAAAUUUAGCUGUUUCUGCACCCCCAAUUUGGGUGAAUGAACCUUUGGAUGUCAUGGCAAAAGAAGGAGAUAGCGUAAGCAUCAAAUGCCAAGCAACUGGUGUACCUCAACCAAAAAUAACUUGGACAACAGUUAAGUUAACCAAACUAUUUGAAUUUCUUUUAAAGUUGUGA
Messenger RNA from Argiope bruennichi, 603 nucleotides. RefSeq names its product cell adhesion molecule Dscam2-like. Bases 97 to 603 code for a protein of 168 amino acids. The record is from RefSeq and is a predicted model, not a curated record. Gene Ontology annotation, biological process: cell-cell adhesion; axon guidance. The transcript has 3 exons. NCBI's taxonomy places the organism in Eukaryota, Metazoa, Arthropoda, Arachnida, Araneae, Araneidae. Gene Ontology annotation, cellular component: plasma membrane; axon.